This is a messenger RNA of Mollisia scopiformis, 1794 nucleotides long. Its product is annotated as hexose transporter HXT13. NCBI's taxonomy places the organism in Eukaryota, Fungi, Ascomycota, Leotiomycetes, Helotiales, Mollisiaceae. The coding region runs from base 1 to 1794 and encodes 597 amino acids. Gene Ontology annotation, biological process: transmembrane transport; carbohydrate transport. Gene Ontology annotation, cellular component: plasma membrane. The transcript is spliced from 2 exons. Gene Ontology annotation, molecular function: carbohydrate:proton symporter activity. The record is from RefSeq and is a predicted model, not a curated record.
AUGGGCUUCUUCACCAGAAAGUCCAGAGGGACUACCGACAUUGCAGAGAAGCACUCCCCUCAAAGUACCACCCCUGAAGGCUUGACACCUGCAGCUUCCAUCCACGGACCUGACGACAUUCAACCUGCCGCCGUCGAAGAUGCACUAAAGGAACAACCCGUUACCUGGCUGGCUCUUGUUCUAGGAGGAGUUGCGUCCAUUGGAGGCUUCAUGUUCGGAUACGAGUCUGGACAAAUUUCUGGUUUCCUCGCUAUGUCCGACUUCCUCGACCGUUUCGGCCAAAAUGGCAAGUUUUCAGCUGCUCGUCAAGGUACAAUCGUCGGUCUCCUAUGCAUUGGUACUCUAUUUGGGUGUCUUUUUAGCGGAUGGCUUGCCGACAAGAUUGGACGGAAGAAGACGAUCUGCUUCUCCGCAUUCUUCUACAUCAUUGGCGUUGUCAUCGAGAUCACCAGUCAGAGGCAAUGGGUUCAAUUCGCCAUGGGACGAUUCACAGCAGGUCUAGGGAUUGGCGCACUCAGCACCAGUGUCCCCAUGUACCAAUCCGAGUCAGUCCCAAAGAACAUUCGAGGUGCCAUGGUCAGCUCCUACCAAUUGCUCAUCACCCUUGGCAUCUGGACUGCAUAUAUGGUUAACUAUGGCACGGAGGCUGCAUACAGCAACUCUGCUCAGUGGCGUAUUCCGAACGGCUUGUCUGCUCUUUGGGCCCUCAUUCUGGCUAUCUCUAUGAUCCGCCUGCCAGAAUCUCCUAGAUAUGCGUACCGUGUUGGUCGCAAGGAGGAAGCACGCAAAACCAUGGCCCGCCUGAACGGUGUUUCAAUUGACUCUCCUCUCAUCGAGCACGAGAUCAACGAAAUCGAGGAGAAGAUCCAGGCCGAAAACGUUGACGGCGGACGACACUCCAUCUGGGAAAUCUUUACCGGCCCCCGAAUGUUGUAUCGAACUCUCCUUGGCAUGACCCUUCAAGCUGGUCAACAAUUGACUGGAGCUAAUUUCUUCUUCUAUUACGGCACAACCAUCUUCCAAUCCACCGGCAUCUCCAAUUCCUACAUCACCUCCAUCAUUCUUGGUUCCGUCAAUGUCGGCGCUACCAUUGUUGGUCUUUGGAUUGUCAAGAACUGCGGUCGACGCAAGGCUCUCAUGUACGGUGCUGCCUGGAUGUUCGGUUGCCUCCUGAUUUACGCGUUCGUGGGUCGCUUCUCCCUGUCUCUCGACGAUCCUCUUUCGACUCCUACUGCGGGCAAGGUUCUGAUUGUCUUCACCUGCCUCUUCAUCGUGGCUUUCGCCACUACCUGGGGACCUCUCGUCUGGGCUGUUGUCGGAGAAUUGUACCCAGCGCGUUACCGUGCUCCUUGCAUGGCUCUCGCUACCGCCUCCAACUGGCUGUUCAACUUCCUCAUCUCUUUCUUCACAACUUUCAUCACCAACAAGAUUCAUUAUCUUUACGGCUUAGUCUUCGCUGUCUCCUGCGGCGCCCUCUUCUUCAUCGUCUAUUUCUUUAUGAUCGAGACCAAGGACCGUAGUCUCGAGGAGAUCGAUACUAUGUACAUGCUGCGUGUCCCACCUCGCAAGUCUGCCAGCUGGAGCCCACAUGGUCUCGGCCCAGACGGAAUGGCUGGUAUCAACACUGAUACUUUGUUCUUAAAGAAUGGCGGGAAGGACAUCAAGAAGACCGAGGCGAAUGGUCAAGGCAUGAUGGUUCAUGAUGAGAGAAAUUAUCCUGAAAAUCCAUUGCUAAAGGAGGCUACGGGUGCGGGUGUCACCCCAAUCCCAGCUGCAGCCAAUGCUGCUUCAUAG